Poecilia latipinna (sailfin molly) is the source of this 6169-nucleotide messenger RNA. It is a transcript of the gene sytl2b, whose product is annotated as synaptotagmin-like 2b. The transcript is spliced from 20 exons. The record is from RefSeq and is a predicted model, not a curated record. Gene Ontology annotation, cellular component: plasma membrane; exocytic vesicle. Lineage: Eukaryota; Metazoa; Chordata; Actinopteri; Cyprinodontiformes; Poeciliidae. Gene Ontology annotation, molecular function: neurexin family protein binding; small GTPase binding. Gene Ontology annotation, biological process: exocytosis; intracellular protein transport. The coding region runs from base 743 to 5665 and encodes 1640 amino acids.
GGUACUUUUGGAUGUCCAUACAACUGUUUAUAUGCUGUAUGAUUCCCCCUGCUUUCAUACACAGACCACACCGAAAGUGUGAGAUAGAUUCAUCCAUUAUUGUGUGUUGAAGGUCAGAGAAUCACCUCGCAGUCGCAGUGGGGGGUUUAUUCCUCCGAACCGUAGCGCAGAUGGUGAAACAGCUUCGUGUUGCGCAGCUUUAAUUGCUGUUUGACCUCAGCCCGUCCUGUUCAUUCCGCCUGUCUGGAAGACGCUCACACCCUUUUGUCAAACAGUAGCCGCAUCUCCACCGGCGACACCUGCUGGAUAAUGCCUGUCAUUGCAGCCCAGGCCGGUCUCGGUCUAACACGCCCAUCCGAGACUUGUUUCUUCAGUCCGUUUCGAAAGGAGACACGGCAGUCGACAUUAAUCAUCCAGACCUACAUUAAGCCGCUGGAUGAUGCUGUGGUGUAGACGGAUACGGCGGUGAUAUAAUACAAUGGCUGCUCCUCAUCAUUGCUCGUCUUUGUCAGAUCCUCCCCAUCCCUACGCUGAGCGUCCGCCCCCUCUCCUCCGUUCCCGUCGAGCGCAUCCAGCAGUAUCAGCAGACCUGCGGAGGUGAAGUUAAAAACUUUUAUCCAUUUAUCAUUCUUAUGCUUUUUUUUUUUACCCCCCUUCUGAAUACGAGGUUCUGAGUCGCAAAGUUAUCCUUAAAGAGCCAGCGCGCGUUGGGCGUUCUCACACCUGUCCGCCGAGGGAAACCAUGAUCGACCUGAGCCACCUGACGGAGGAGGAGCAGGAGGUGAUUCUGACGGUCCUGAAGAGGGACGAGGAGCUGAAGAGGGCCGAGGAGGAGAGAAUCAGGAAACUGGAGAAGGUUCUGGACAGCGGGUCUCAGUCAGAUGUGAAGCUGAAGUACCUGUCGGGGGAAUGGUUCUACGCGGCCAAGUCCCAAAGACACAGCGACAAAAUCCACGGAUCAGAAAUCAUCCUGGCGUCCAUGAAGCAAGGGAAGCCGGCUAGUUUAGACGGGUCCGUUCGAGUGGAGAGAAGCAAAACGCCCAGCAGCCGUAGCUCGGACGCAGCGCCUCCUCCAAAACCUGCGAGGUGUUUCGAAUCAUCACAACCACCGGAGAUGAAUGAUGCUGAGAAGGAAAAUCGAUUCUCAUCAGUUCGUUCCCCCAAAAUGCCGAGAAAUAACCCCUUUAAUCGAGCUUCCCUCAUUGUUUUCGAACCUCCUGAAAACAACCAUAACACGGCUCCCCGUCUGGACCAGGAGACGCAGGAGUCAGAGGCAAUCUCCCGGCUGAAGAAUGCCCCUGCGGGGGAGUCCAGUCAGACCUCGGGGGGCUCCGUCACAUCAGAAAGCUCCUCCACAGGCUUCAGGCCCGUACCAAAGAAGAGGACGUUCCUGCCUCGACGCGGCAGCCAGCAGGGGUUAAAAGCUGCGGUGAGGCCCGCGGCCAUUGUUCCUGCCCCGCGUCGAAGCCACCAGCUGGGAUCCAGCGGGAGCUCUAACCAGUCUGGCCUGAAGAUUACAGAUGAAACGCCUCAGCAAAGCGUUUAUGUCCCGGUGACGGGUUCUGCGCCGACGUCCAAAACGGCAGAUAAAAGUUCCCUGCAGCCACUCAGUGCUGUAUCUCAGGUUUCCUCCCAUUCAAGUCUGGAGACAGACAAGAAUGCAGCAUCAAUAACAAGAGAGCGACCAGCUGCUCACUCUUGGGCUGAUGUGAGCGCUGACAGAGAAACAACACAGCAGUGGGUCGAAGCCCGAGACGAUCAAAGAGAGCGCGCGACCUUGAACAUUUUCAACCUGCCGAGUAAUAAAGUUCAGGACAGAGACACAAGCAGCAGCGUGGGAACAGCAGGGCGGCAGGAGGAGAUGAGUUUACCUCCAAACACACUGGAUCCCACCCCUCCUAUGUCAUAUGAUCUCCACUUCAUUGACAAAUCCAAUCAGCAAGCUCAGAACCCUAAUCAGGUGACCACUUUCAAACUGUCCUCUCAAACAACGAGCCCCGCCGGCGAAGAGGACGACUCUAUCGCGAAGGUGCUGGACUGGUUCAACCGCAGCACGGACAGCAGCGACUGGCUGAACUCAGAAGACACUCCAAAGGCCUGCAAGGGCUUUGACAAGCACGCGUCUGUCAGCAAAUCAAGGGAGGAAGAGUCAUUCGACAGAGGGACAAGUGAAAGAAAGCUAGAUAGAUCUGAGACGAAUAGGAGCCACUUACAAAAGAUCAACAAUGAGCUCAACAGAAAGGGAAGCAAGGAGACGCUCGACACUCAAUAUCUGCAUUCACAGGACGUUGGGGAUAGUUGCGAUGAAAGCCAGUCGUUGAAAAUUUCUCAUUUGAAAUCAUUCUGGGAGAAAAGCAACGCGGGCCCAAAGGUACUUAUCAGCAAAUCCGUGACACCGGCUGACAGAGUAAACUCAACUCAGGGUUUUGCAGCCAAAGAAACUGAUGUACACUUUGUUCCUGGAAAAUACGGUGGAAAGGGGUUCUAUGAUAAGUACACCCCAGAUCAAAGUGUUGAAAGCGAGCAGCAGCCACUCAACAACCAAAAAAUGCAAAUGGUGAACUCUAUUCAGUCAGAAGCAGACGAAAAGUACAAUAAUGACUCUACCCAUUUGAAGUUAAUAUCCAAUCUACAAACCGCCAACAGGAGAGUGUUGGAUGAAGAAGCUUUACUUGCAAACAGACCAAACCCAUCAGAGAGGACAAUCAUAGAUCAAGAGUUUGAGAGCGAUUCUGUGGCCACACCAAAUCUACAACCAGACGGCAUUUCAGGAUCUAAAGAAUUUUUCUUGCAAGACCUUCUUUCCAAGCAAGCUCCUGCAUCUCAGCUUGAUCCAGACCUCUCAAGCAAGGUCGGCUUAGAGUCUGAAAGUUUCAGUUUGUCCAGAAAUGGCUUGUACAUGGAUGAGAAUGAAGAGCAACUCACCACGAAAGCCAAAAUUCACAGAGAUUCGGUUGAAGAUGUGAGAAGGAGAGACAGCGAGGAUAAAAACUUGCACUCAGGCUCCUCUCCCAAAAGAAAAGACGAUUCAGCCACCAAGGACAGGGCCGGUGGUUCAUACUCAAACAAGCAACCAUCGCAACACCAAGAAAGCACAGCGGAGAGGAUAAAGCAGCUGAAGUCCUUCUGGGAGCAGGAGCUUAACAAACCAGUGUUCUACAACGGCAAACCUAAAGGUCCUGGAGAGGGCAAAGUGACCCGUGGUGCGAAUCAAACAAAACUGACUAAGAGAUUCACGAAGUCCGAGUUUGACUUGAGAUCAAUCGGAAACGAUUCGGGAAGCGACGAGGAAGGCGGUAACAAGAACCCCCAGAAUUUUACGGUUCUACCAUUGAAUCAGAGGUUAGACAAGAUGAAUCCAAGUCUUGGAACGAGUCGUGCCCAGUUUAACUUUCUGCGAGAGUUCUGGGACGAGGCUACUGCUGACUCUAAGGCGUCUUUAACCUUUGACAAACCCAAAAGCCCCAAAAGGAAAGAGCCCCUCCGUUCCCAGCUUUCAUCCCAGGAUUUAAAGUCCGUCGAUGCGGAGAUUCAUCAUGUAAGCUCUGCCCUUGAGAAAACGAGAGGAGCCGCCAUGAAGUCGUUUCCUUCUCCCCAGAGCCGGUCAAAGUCUCCACAUGAUAAACAGGUUGGAUCUGGAUCAAAGCUACAGAGUGAUAACAAAAGUAACUUUCCCAGUUACACACAAGCUGAGACAGGGCAGCAAAAACAGUUCAAAAGAAGCACAAAGGACUUCAGUCGAGAAGAGAAGUCCACAAAGCCACAAAGCGGCAUAACCAAAGACAUUCGAUCUCCGAAAAGCAGAAAGGACAGCUUCUGCAUCUCCAGCAGCCGUGGAAGUUCUCUGCGCCGCGCCACGAGCAUGUUCGCUCUGAGCGUAGAUGAGGAAAAAGACCCAACCCAACUGAGAGUGGACCUAAGUCCUCUCCGGUCUCAGAGCAGGAAACACAGGCAGCUCGAGCCAGAGUUUGUGAUUCCACGAGCGCGGGCUUUCGUCCCCACAGACUACCGCCACUACCUGGGGAUGACGGACAAGACCAGCGUCCACACCACACUCGCACCAGCGUUGAGCGAAGAGGCCGCAGAGGUCAAGUCCAGGUACGAUCUUGAUCUGAGUGGACCAGUCAGGGCGAGCACACCGGUGAGCUCAGAGGAGCGUCAUGGCAGGAAGACGACCAAGACGAGCCAGCGGCCUGUUUGGGCGAACUACAGCAGCUCAGACACAGGCCCAGAGUCGUCUGUCAGCAGUACGUCAGAAACAUGGUCCAACAUCAGGAGCAGUUCAAAUCGAGGAAUCGACGAAGACAAUCAAAAUCCGGUGAGAAAGGCACUGCGGCGAGCGGAGGCACGACCCAAAAAUCUGGCUAAAAGCAUGGAAGACAUCACCGCAUCCGCAGCACCACGGCAAGAAAGAAGGGCUGACCCGGCUGCUGACCUCAGGCGCAGCAGUGAAGUUUCUACCAUCUCCACUCCGUCCUCCUCUUCUUUUUCGGAUCCGGACCACUUAAAGAAGAUGAGCAAAUCUGUUCCGUCGUUCUUACAGAAUGAGGAGCGCGCCAUUGACGUUGACUUCUGCGAAGGCAGUAACCCUCUAGAAAGACUAACAGCGGGCAGCUCAGCGACUAUCCUGAGCAGCUCCUCUGGCAUGACGUCUGUGUCUUCUCUGAGUGGGAGUGUGAUGACCAUGUACAGCGGGGAUUUGGUUGAGGUUCAAGGAACCAUCCAGUUCUCCAUCAACUACGUCCAAAGGCUGCGGGAGUUUCACAUCUUUGUGGCGGAGUGCCGCGACCUGGCCGCAGUCGACCCAAAGAGGAACCGCUCCGACCCGUACGUCAAAAGUUACCUGGUUCCUGACAAAGCCAACCUGGGAAAGAGAAAAACAUCUGUAAAGAAAAAGACACUGAAUCCGACUUUCAACGAGAUCCUCCGGUAUCGUGUUCGCAUGGAGUACCUCAGGACACAGACGCUCAUUCUCUCCGUCUGGCAUCACGACACUUUUGGGAAGAACAGCUUCCUGGGCGAGGUGGACGUGGAGCUGUCCAAGUGGGACUUCGACCACACCCAGAUGAAUUACUUGGCGCUGAAAGCGAGGGCUGCUCAUAUCGCGCCUCGCCUUUUUCAGACUCUACCGUCGAUUGCGCCGCUGAACGGGCGGGGAGAGAUGAGACUGGCAAUCCGAUACCUGCCGCAGAUCACCCACAGCGAAGGUUUACCCAAAGACGUUUCCAGCAGCGGAGAGAUUCACAUUUGGGUGAAGGAAUGCAAGAACCUGCCUUUAAUCAGAGCCACCAUCGACCCGUACGUCAAAUGCUUCGUGCUGCCGGACACAAGCAGGAAGAGCCGUCAGAAGACGCGCGUCCUGCGGAGGACUGCGGAGCCGGUGUUCAACCACACCAUGGUGUACGACGGCAUCAGCGAGGCCGAUCUGACCGAGGCCUGCGUGGAGCUCACUGUGUGGGACCGAGACCGACUCGCCAGCAACCUACUGGGGGGGCUGAGGCUCGGCGCCGGAACAGGAAGAAGCUACGGCGCUCUGGUGGACUGGAUGGACUCCGGCCCGUACGAGGUGUCGCUCUGGGAUCGCAUGAUGGCUUCUCCCAGUGAAUGGGUGGAGGAUGUGCUGCCGCUGAGAAUGUUAAGCUCUGCUAGAACAGCUCUAAAGUAAAAUACACCCGACUGCUGCAGGAAGUAUUUAUUUCCAUUGACCUAGUUAAAUUAUUGUUGAGCUGAAAUGGUAACAGCAACUUUACAUCCGAGUUUGACUUUAUGACGUAGAAAAAGCAAACUCUCUUUUUAUAGUAAGAGUGUAAGACAAAUAUUGCUGGCAAAAUGAAUGAUGUGGACACUGACGUCUCUUUGUGUUAAAGGUAAAAAGAGCUUUUUGUUGUAUUUUAUUGCAGAAUUUUAAAGCUUUGGCUGUGAAAUUCGGUUUUAACAUUUUUAUGCCAGGAAUCCUGAAAGAUGUAUGGGUCAGGAAUUUAGUUAUUUUUAACCCUUGCGAUUGCACUCCUUAACUUUGAGUAUUAUGUCACAGAUAUUCCACUUUGAGUCAUGAAAUUUAGGGAAGUUGCAUUUAUAGAGUUGUCUUGAAUGCUGAUGUUUGCAAUCUACACCCCAUAAAACCACAACUUGUUUGACACCAAUAAAAUUCAUAAUUUCCUAUCUUAAA